AUGAGUAUAUGGAUGGAACUUAAAGAAGACGACUCAUUUAGUGGGUACGAGGCCCGGGCGGUGACCCUCCUGGAGGUGUGUGGCAGUUGGCCUGAGAGUUUUGGAAUCCCACGACACAAUCUGUGUUCAGCCGACAGCAGCGACGAAGGAUUGAGAGAGAGACUCGCCGACGCCAUGUCCGAGUCUCCGUCCAGAGACAUCACAGGCUCUGCUACAGAGCUGCAGAGAGAGGGCAGUAUAGAGACGCUCAGCAACAGUUCAGGUUCCACCAGUGGAUCUAUUCCACGAAACUUCGAAGGAUAUCGCUCUCCUCUGCCGACCAACGACAGCCAACCCCUGAGCCUGUUCCCCACCAACUUCCAAUGA
Molecule: messenger RNA, 366 nt
Organism: Knipowitschia caucasica
Lineage: Eukaryota; Metazoa; Chordata; Actinopteri; Gobiiformes; Gobiidae
Source: the annotation of a GenBank genome assembly